AUAAUUUUAGACGACAAUAAUACAAGUUUUUACGUUUCAACUGUAUAGUGUAUAUAUAAUAAUAAUAAUAAUAAUGAAUCAUUAACCAAAACAUUCGUUUUUCGUUAUGUGUUGGCAGAUAGUGAUUGAAAAAAAUAUCAGUCUCGAAGGUCGUGAUGUUAAACGUAUAUGUCCGUGGUUGUAUAAGUAUGACUGUGGCUUGUCAGGAUGAAAUAUUAUGACAGUUCGGUUACUAAAAAAUAAAACGGACAUUAUAUCAUUUCAAGAUGGCCAAUUGGACUGCUUUCACUUCCGACAGUUCACCAAAGGUGCCAAAUCGUCCCGCUCCCCCGCCGCCCAAAGUGAAUAAGCCUUUAACUCAAUCAAGAUUAGCAAAAGUAUUAUCAUUGAAACAUUCAAAAUCACUCAAUGGUUUUCAACAACCUGUCAAGAAGAAACCUCCUCCUAGACCACCUCCCCCAAAAUUUGCACAAACACCUAAAAGUCAAGGUAAAGCUGGUUUGUCAUCUUUAAUUGGAUUUAAAGCAAAGCAUACUACUCAGACACCUUGGGUUGCAAAACCCAAUGAAAUCUCUAAAUUUUCAAGUAAUACUCAGAUGGUGGGGUGUCUCAUAGACUUAGAUUCACCUCAAACUUCUCCUACAUCUACUCAUAAAUCUAGUAGUGAUGGAAAUAGUGUUGAUAGCUUCAACAGUGAUUUUGGGCCCUGGAAAGGUUCACAAGCUGAAAGUAGUGGUUUUGAAGAUGAUUUUGAUUUAUUAUGUUCCAAUGCAGAUAUGGAUUAUUUUAAAAACCGCUUUUCAAUUGAAAGUUCAUUACCACCACCUUCAUUACCUCCACCAAUGUUACCACCAGAUGCCCUUAAUGUAUUAUUAAAUGGUCCUCAAUUACCUCCAAGACCGAAUAAGUUGCAAACCGAACUGUCGAAAUCACAGUCAAAGUGUAUUGCUCAAUUUGAUUACAUGUCUGGUCAUGUAGAUGAUCUAGCUUUUAAGAAAGGUGAUGAGAUUCUCAUCACACGAUGUGUCAAUGAUGAAUGGUUAGAAGGUACAUUGAACGAGCAUACUGGAAUGUUUCCCAUUAGUUAUGUUGAAAUAACUGAACCAUUACCCAAGGAAUCUCUGACCAAUCAAGAAAUCCGUAAAGUAAUAGCUGUGUUUUCAUUUAAACCAGAAUGUUGGGAAGAUCUAAGUAUACAAGAAGGUGAUCAAAUUCAAGUAUUAAGAAGAAUUGAUGAAAAUUGGUUGUAUGGAGAAUGUAAUGGAUCUAAAGGCCAAUUUCCAUCAAAUUUUGUCACUGAACUACCUGAUGAUUUGUAACAAGCAUAUUGUGAUAUUAAAAUAAAAUACAUUUAUAUAUAUAUAUACAUUUA
Messenger RNA from Rhopalosiphum maidis (corn leaf aphid), 1372 nucleotides. RefSeq lists its product as uncharacterized. The record is from RefSeq and is a predicted model, not a curated record. Gene Ontology annotation, cellular component: ESCRT-0 complex. Gene Ontology annotation, biological process: protein transport to vacuole involved in ubiquitin-dependent protein catabolic process via the multivesicular body sorting pathway. The transcript has 8 exons. Lineage: Eukaryota; Metazoa; Arthropoda; Insecta; Hemiptera; Aphididae. Bases 267 to 1319 code for a protein of 350 amino acids. Gene Ontology annotation, molecular function: protein binding.